AUGGGUCAACUAUUUACUCGAAUAUCAACAACACAAAGGCCCGAACAACAAACAUCAUCAAUAAUAACACAAAACAAUUUUAUUACAACUAAACGAAAACGUAUUGAUCAAGAUAUUAUAUCAAAAAAGAGAAAAAUUCUUCUAAAUGAUAAUGAUAACAAUGUUCGUUUAUCAUUUUCUUCAAGAAUGUCAAAAAAUACAAAAGUUUCGAAAUUAAUUAAUACAUCUAUUAUUAGUCAUUCUUUCUCAUCGAUGACAAUAUUUAAAUGUCAAUUAUGUUGUCGAUGUUUUACAAGUAAAGAUUCUUAUCUUGAUCAUAUGAUAAUUUGUGCUAUUGAACAUCAAGCAUCAAUUAAAAUAGUACGUGCACAAAAAAAACUUAUUCAUUUCAGUCAAUGA
Rotaria sordida is the source of this 399-nucleotide messenger RNA. Lineage: Eukaryota; Metazoa; Rotifera; Eurotatoria; Philodinida; Philodinidae. The record is from the annotation of a GenBank genome assembly.